AGCGUACAUUCCUUCCGCCACCCUUCCUUAUCCCAUCCCGACCAGUACAUCUCCCUUACCCCCUUACCUCUUAACUUAAACAAUGAAGUCUGCUAUCUCGUUCGUUGCUCUGUUCGCCGCGGUUGCCUUCGCCGCCCCUGUUGAGGACAUGUCCAGCCUGAUGUCUGUCCAGACCUCCUCCGCUGUUGAGAGCAUCACCAGCAUGAUCUCUUCUGAGACCACCUCUGUUAUUGAGAGCAUCACCAGCACUCUUCCUUCCGAGACCACCGAGGAGACCACCACCGAGGAGACUACCGAGGAGACCACCACUGAGGCACCACCGAGGAGACCACCACUGAGGGCCACCACUGAGGAGACCACCACCGAGGCUACAUCUGAGGAGGCCACUGAGGCUACAUCUGAGGAGACCACCGAGGCCACUUCUGAGGAGACCACUGAGGCUACCUCUGAGGUCACCUCUGAGGCCCCUGUUGAGUCCUCGGACGCCCCUGUUGAGUCCUCGGAGGAGCUCACUGAGUCAUCGGAUGCCCCUGCUGAGUCCUCUGAUGUUCCUGUCGAGUCGUCGGAUGCCUCUGAGUCGUCGGAUGCCCCUGUCGAGUCCUCGGACGCUCCUGCUGAGUCGUCAGAGGAGCCCACUGAGUCGUCGGAGGAGCCCACUGAGUCGUCGGAGGAGCCCACUGAGUCGUCGGAGGAGCCCACUGAGUCGUCGGAUGCCUCUGAGUCCUCGGACUCCCCUGUUGAGUCCUCUGAUGUCCCUGUUGAGUCGUCGGAUGCCUCCGAGUCCUCGGAGGAGCCUACUGAGUCCUCGGACUCUGACUGCGAGUCCAGCAUUGCCUUGGAUGUCGAGUCUUCCACCGACCCGUGCGAGCCCACUACCUACACCACCACCUACACCACCACUCCUUGCCACGAGUGCGAGCCAACCACUGUCACCGAGACCAUCACCGAGACCCCGACCUCGUCGGAGGAGGAGUCGUCGGAGGAGUCGACCACCCCGUGCGAGCCCACUACUGUCACCGAGACCAUCACCACCACUCCUUGCGACGAGUGCGAGCCAACCACCAUCACGACCACCUACACCGUGACCCCGACCACCACCGAGGUCCCGUCGUCGGUCGAGCCUACCUCGGAGACCACCCCGUGCGAGCCCACCACCGUGACUGAGACCAUCACUACCACCCCGUGCCACGAGUGCGAGCCGACCACCAUCACCACCGUCUACACCGUGACCCCGACCACCACCGAGGUCCCGUCGUCGGUUGAGCCCACCACUGAGGUCGAGACCACCACCACCCCGUGCGAGCCGACCACCGUGACCGAGACCAUCGAGACCACCCCGUGCCCUGAUUGCGAGCCCACUACCGUCACCACCGUCUACACCGUGACCCCGACCACCACUGAGGUCCCGUCCUCGGUUGAGCCUACCUCGGAGGUCGCUCCCACCACCACCCCGUGCGAGCCGACCACCGUCACCCAGACCAUCGAGACCACCCCGUGCCCUGAUUGCGAGCCCACCACUGUCACCACCGUGAUCAUCUCCACUCCGUCGUCGGUCGAGCCCACCUCUGAGGUCGCCCCUACCACCUCGGUCCGCAAGUGCCGCAUCGUCACCCUCAACUAAGCUGGUCAUUGCGACUACUCCGUUUUGAGCAGACUCUGAGCGUCUCUAUGUAGCAUCUUUGUUUCUUUUAAUAUCUU
Messenger RNA from Linderina pennispora, 1698 nucleotides. RefSeq lists its product as uncharacterized. NCBI's taxonomy places the organism in Eukaryota, Fungi, Kickxellomycota, Kickxellomycetes, Kickxellales, Kickxellaceae. The coding region runs from base 83 to 1621 and encodes 512 amino acids. The transcript is spliced from 2 exons. The record is from RefSeq and is a predicted model, not a curated record.